AUGUCUGACGCAGGAGGGUACGUAUUUUCAAAAUAAAAUUAUGAAAAUUAGCACCGAGAUCAAGAGAGAAGUUUGUCAUCAAAUUUCUCUAGUUUGUGGAGUGCAAGAAAAAUAGUUCUACUGCCACACGGGUACUGGCCAAUAAGCUGUACUGGUUCCAAAGUUGUUCGAACAAUUCUUGAUUGAAAACGGAAGUUCUGACUGUAAAAAGAUAUUUUCAGAGAUGUUCAAGUGGCCCCAGCCAUCGCUCAGGGACCAAUGGACAAGGAUUCUGCUCUGAGAGCUGUUCUUCGUUCGGCUCACCACGCUGACGGACUCGCCAAGGGACUCCACGAGACCUGCAAGGCUCUUGACAAGUGAGUACAUCUUUUGUAUUCUAAAUUUUUGGUUAGUUCCACUUAUUAAAAUAAUUUUUCGCUGAUUUCUGAAAGUCAUGUGAACCGAAUAAGCUGGUAGAUAAGUUGUUUCUCUGCCACACGUGUACUAGCUUCAAGCGGUAUGGGUUCCAAUGAUUUACGAACAUUUUUCAGGCGUGAGGCUCACUUCUGCGUCCUCGCCGAGAACUGCGAUGAGACUGCCUACGUCAAGCUGGUCGAGACUCUCUGCGCUGAGCACCAGAUCCCACUCAUCAAGGUCGCUGACAAGAAGAUCAUCGGCGAAUACUGCGGACUGUGCAAGUACGAUAAGGAAGGAAAGGCCCGCAAGGUCGUCGGAUGCUCCUCGGCCGUCGUCACCGCCUGGGGAAAUGAAGAGCAGGGACGCGCCAUCCUUACCGAUUACUUCAACUCCAAGAACUGA
Messenger RNA from Caenorhabditis sp. 36 PRJEB53466, 798 nucleotides. The record is from the annotation of a GenBank genome assembly. Lineage: Eukaryota; Metazoa; Nematoda; Chromadorea; Rhabditida; Rhabditidae.